This is a messenger RNA of Exophiala aquamarina CBS 119918, 948 nucleotides long. RefSeq lists its product as uncharacterized. The transcript has 2 exons. NCBI's taxonomy places the organism in Eukaryota, Fungi, Ascomycota, Eurotiomycetes, Chaetothyriales, Herpotrichiellaceae. The coding region runs from base 1 to 948 and encodes 315 amino acids. Gene Ontology annotation, molecular function: calcium ion binding. The record is from RefSeq and is a predicted model, not a curated record.
AUGGCGUAUAAUAAAGCCUUCAAUCCGGAUGCGUUGCCUGCUCAUGCAGAGCCUGAACAAGCCGCCCAAGCCCUGAGCCAGCUCCAGGCUAAUCGAAGACAGUCAUCUCCCAAUGCGCCUCCCGGGCAGCGAUACGGAAAUCAACCACAACCUGGAUCACCGGGCAAUGUUGCUCGGCGUCCUUCUCCCGCCGGUCGAGGUGGAGGACAGUCGUUACCGUCGCAGACCUCCUACAGACCUCCUCCUGUCCAGACCUACCAACAGCAGCGACCUAGUAACAAUCAAUCUUAUGGUGACAACCAGUACAACCGCCUGCAAUCUCCUCCACCAAAUGCUGCCAACUACGGCUUCGAUCGGCGGGGGUCGAAUGAACAGCAGACAUAUCCACCACGCACAACGGCUCCUACAGACCCAGAUUCCGUCGAUCUUUUUCGUCUUUUCCGCGCAGCUAAUGCCUCCGGUACGGGAUCUCUUACUACGGCCGAGCUGGGUUCGGCUCUCGUCAACGCAGAUUUCACCCCCUUCGACCCUCGAACCAUCACUUCGCUCAUGCGCAUGUUCACGUCAUCACCACCGAACCAGCCCCAGGGUCCUACAAUCACUUUUGAAGAGUUUGAAAAUCUUUGGCAGUUUCUUGCGGCGUGGCGGACACUGUUCGAACGAUUUGACGAGGACGGCAGCGGCCGCAUCUCUUUGGCUGAGUUCACCAAGUCUAUGACUGCGUUUGGAUACCGGCUUUCCCCACCCUUCGUUGGGGUUCUUUACAACACAUUCAAUGAUCGAAGUCCUGUCCAAGGCCAGGGAAUGAGUUUUGAUUUGUUUGUGCAAGCCUGUAUCAGCCUCAAACGCAUGACGGAUGUGUUCAAGAAAUACGAUGAUGAUCGAGACGGCUAUGUGACCCUCAGCUUUGAAGAAUUCCUUAUGGAAAUUCUCCGACUGAAGGAUUGA